AUGUCCAGUAAUAUCGUAUCUGUAUUCAAUCCACCACCACAACGAACUUUGAGUACUGAAGAGACCAUGGACUGCGUCCCAUGCCAAGUGAUGGCUACAAUGUUCUCAGUAGGUUUUGGUGGAUACUUGGCAGCUGGUCAGCCAUUUAAAUAUACUGAUAAGGAGCGUAAGAAGGGCAUUUCUUUGCAAGAGUUCGAGAAACAAAAUCCAAAAUGGUGGAAGAAUGGAGUACGUGGAUUCGGUGGUGCACUCGUCAUAUUCGGAUUAUUCAGAGGUACUGAGGGCUGGCUAUGGAACAAGAAUAAAGAAUACAAGAAAUUUUGA
Molecule: messenger RNA, 324 nt
Organism: Torulaspora delbrueckii
Lineage: Eukaryota; Fungi; Ascomycota; Saccharomycetes; Saccharomycetales; Saccharomycetaceae
Gene: DMO2
Product: Dmo2p
Exons: 1
Coding region: 1-324 (107 amino acids)
Source: RefSeq, a predicted model, not a curated record